Molecule: messenger RNA, 1337 nt
Organism: Hyposmocoma kahamanoa
Lineage: Eukaryota; Metazoa; Arthropoda; Insecta; Lepidoptera; Cosmopterigidae
Product: abscission/NoCut checkpoint regulator
Exons: 6
Coding region: 373-1302 (309 amino acids)
Biological process (GO): mitotic cytokinesis checkpoint signaling; abscission
Cellular component (GO): cleavage furrow; centrosome; midbody
Molecular function (GO): metal ion binding; phosphatidylinositol-3-phosphate binding
Source: RefSeq, a predicted model, not a curated record
GGUGCGGACACUUUUUAGCGCGAACUCAACGUCCAUUUGCUGGUAGGUCAAUGAUACCCAAAUAAAAUUGAAGUUGUUAAUAUUUUUUAAUUUUAUUGCAACCUUCUCGGCGUGUUCUUCGUUUUAAUAUUGGCAAAAUUUUUGGAAUCCAAAGCCGAAUUUAAAACUGCAUUUGACAGACGGACACUUACGAAACAUACUAUUCCAAAAUAAACUUUAUAUCAUACUAUUUAAGAAUACUUUUGUGUAAUUCGACGAUUGCAAUUAUAUAGUCACAAACAGUUUGUGUUUGUGGUCACAAAUAUAUUAAAUGCGAAGUUUUCGAUAAAAUUAAUGAAAUCAAAGAGCAUUUUGAUACCUACUGAAAAUUAAAUGGCUUGCAAUUCCUGUGCGAAACCCUUCAAUCUUAUAAGGAAAGAGAAAGGAUGUCCAGGAUGUGGAUUCAGCUAUUGCUCUAAAUGUUUAAACAACAAAUUGUUUCUACCAAAACUCAAUACAGAGGCAAAUGUGUGUGCAAAAUGUAAAAGAUUGUCUCAAUCCAAUCAACCAAAAACAUUUGAGCCCCCAGAUUCAUAUUAUAAACGAAUGGGCCUAAUCGCAGACAUGAGUAGUAAUACAACAGGUAACAAAUCCAGUGAAUCAGAGCAAACCUCAAAAGAUGAAGAAAUUCGAAGCAGACUCCAGAGAUUAAAAGAAAACAGAAAGUCAGCAGCAGGAACAUCAAACGAAGAAAUUCAAAAUAGAUUGCAGAAAGUAAAGGGAGACAUUCCUAAAAUCAGUGACGCAGAGUUGCAGGAACGAUUGGCUAAAUUAAGAGGCUUACCAGUCAGUGCAGUUCAAAGUCAGCCUGUAUUACCAGCCCCUGAUAAACGAACAGAGCAAGAGCAAGCAGACGACUUACUAAAACAAUAUAUAGAACAAACAAACAUGAACACAAAAUACAAUGAUGAGUUUGAUAACCUGGUGAAAGAUAUGGAGUCACGUCUGGGUAAAUUAAAAAAUUCUGAGGCUACUUCAGAAUUAACUAAAACUGCUGAGAGACCUGAAAGUGAAUCAGAGGAUGAGGAGACUGCUGUGAGAAAAAUUGUAGAUAAGAUAAAAGCUGAAGCGUCACUAGAUCCUGAUGAAUUACCUCCUUCAACUAAUGAUGAAUUGCCGUUUUGUGAGAUAUGUAAUGAAGACGCGACAUUGCGCUGCCUAGGAUGUCGCUACUUGUUCUGUAAAAGAUGUUUUAUGGAACACAAAGACGACGACAAUGGAUGUAGCAGAUAUGAGCCAUAUAAAGCACCUAAAAAUGUCUAAUUUCUACAUACAACAUUAUUUAUUGCAUGAAUAAA